GUCAGAUGGCUCGAAGGAAUGGAGGGCGAAGUGACUGAAGGUUUUGGACAUAGUUAAUGGGCAGUUUGUUGUGGAAUAUAAGGAUUUCUUGGAGACCUGGGCAGACAUUGACAGAACCAUUCUGUUUGACUCUACGUGGGUUCUGACAUCGUACUAACUCAAUGUCCCAAUUGUACCAGCUGAUCGCGCCUGGACGUACGGGGACGUGGCGGGCGAUGCGAACCUACCAACCAUUGAGCAAAACAACAAGCGAAACAACACACAUAGACUACAUAAUUCCCCUUCUCCGAAUUGAUUUCCAAAUUAACGCUGUUCGCAUGGAACCAAACGUGGUUGGAAUGCGCAAUGGGUUUAUCUUCUCCCAGUGA
Molecule: messenger RNA, 368 nt
Organism: Laccaria bicolor S238N-H82
Lineage: Eukaryota; Fungi; Basidiomycota; Agaricomycetes; Agaricales; Hydnangiaceae
Exons: 2
Coding region: 162-368 (68 amino acids)
Source: RefSeq, a predicted model, not a curated record